CAGAAAGAAUGCGUGGUGUAUUUGAUAGCUCAAAUGUGAAAAGUCAUAAAAGAAUUCAUGAUAAUUAAUUUAUCUACAAAUUUUUAUGUCGUGGUAUAUAUACGUUAAAAACAAAUAAAACUUUUUGUUGAAAUUAUGACGUCAGUACAGGACAGAUUAAGAUUGAAAAGAUCUUAUGAUACUUGGAAUACCCGAGAACAGCUAUGUUUAGCUUCUAGUGUAUUAAAGUCAGGAGAUCAAAACUGGAUGAGUGUAUCUAGAUCUCUGAAAGCAUUUGUUGAAAAGGAAACAUUAAGACCACCUGAUUGGUUUUCUCAGAAAUCUUGUGCAAUUCAAUAUGCACAUUUGUUGGAAAAUGCAGAUACUCCUAAGAGAAAAAAAAGGGAGAGUGGAGAAACAACAGGUGAAUCAAUAGUUAAAAGACUGACACAAGAAAGAAUAGCUGAAUUAGGACAAAUAUUAGCUUUUCAAAGAGAUGAAUAUCAACAACUUAAAGCUGAAGUAAACAUGUUAAAAUCUGGAUCUAUAACAGAAGAUAAAUUACAAAAGAUGUGGCUUGCUAUUGAACAAGAAGAACGGGAACAAGAACAAAAAGCAAGAGCACAUUCUAUGUGGUUAGCAAAACGACAACAAAAACAGGAGUUAAAUUUGCAGCAAGGAGUAUCUAUUAUAAGUCAGCGUAAAUCUAUAGAAAGUACAGGAGAAAUUCAAGAAACUACAGAAACAUUAGAUGAUGAUGAAAAGAAAAGUAGGGGAGGAAGAUCACCAUUAUUAACAAGUUUAUUAAAAUCUCCUAGUCCAACAACACAAAUUCAAACUUCAACUACUACAGGACAAGUUAGUUCUCCUACAAUUACAAGUUUACUUGGUUCUAGUCCUAAAGUACCAAAUUCUCAACUAACACAAAAUGUAUCUUCCCAAUUGCAUCAAUUGGUUUCUUCUGCAAUUUCAAAUGUUCCACCAGAGCGACCAUCGGUUGGUGCACCCACUUUAUCCAUGUUAUUAGAGAUGCCUGCUAAUGCACAACGAGGUCCUUUACCUAAUUUACAGUCAGCUCCAACUAUUGUAUCUCAACAAAAUGUGCCUACUGAAAUUCAAAAUCUUCAGUCACAAUCUGUUCAUCAAAUGACAAUUCAUAAUGAAACACCAGUAACUACUCAAGCUCAUACAAUUAAUACACCAAAUAUUCCAGUAACAGAAAGUAUGGUGCAGAUAAUAGAUCAUAUAGAUGAUGUAAUUCGUAAAGAUAUAAUGGCAGAUGUAAUAGAUAAAGAUGAAAUUAAUGAAAUCAUUGGAGAUAUAGAAGAACUAAUAAAAGAGGAAAUAACCGGAAGUCCACAGACUUUGGAUACAAGUGCAACUACAAUUAAUACUAUUGCUGUAUCUCAAAUUCAUGAAGUUCCAGUAGUAACGGAACGACCAGAACCCAGAGACGUAGACGAAGUCGUAUCGCUUUCUAAUUCGCCAGAGAGUGCAAUGGCUAUUGAAGAAAUUGAUUCUAGCACAUCAAAUAUUGCAGAAAUUAUAGGUACAGUUGCCAUUGAACCUCAAGAACCAAAAGUUCUUGUUGCCGAAAUAUCUGAAACUAUAACAAACGUGUCUGAAGAAGUGAAAUCUGAAGAAAGUAUAUGUGAUGAAAGAUCAAAUGAAGAAGUUGUCCCUGAAUUAGAAACUCAUGAUGGAGAAAAUAGCAAAGAUAUCCCAUUACAAGAAAAACAAAUCGUCGAUGAAUUUGACACUAUGGAUUCUACUUCGAAUGUGGAAGCUGAAGAAAAUGAUUCAAAAAUACCUGUCAAAGAAAUGAUGGAUGAUGUAGUAGAAGAUGAAAUUGAAGAAGAAGAAACAGAACUAAUUAUAUCAGAGUCUAAAGAAUCACCUAAUACCAAAUUACAAAGAGAAUAUUCUGAAGAAAUAGAAAAUAAAAGUAGUAUGGAAUUAGAUCAGAUAGAAAUGCAUCUUGCAAAAAUUACAGGUGAACAGCAAGAUGUACCAUCUGCAGAAAUUGUUAGUGUUUCAUCUGAAGUAACAAAUGAUCUCCCCAGCACUGAAGAUACAGAAAAAUCGCAAGAUAUUAGUUUAAUUUUAGAAGAUGAUGAAAGUACACAUAGUUCAGAUGAUAAAAAGAAAGUAACGGAAGAACAUAUUAUAGAGAAUACCAUAGAAAGUACAGAAUCAAUUGAAUCAUUUAAAGAAGAACCUAUUAUUGUAGUAAAAGAAAAGACUAUUAUAGAAGUAAGUGAAGAGUCACCAGAUAAAUCUCAAGAAGAACAGACAGAAGAAGCUUUAGAAUUUUAUACAGAAGAAUUUAAGAAAGAAGAUACAAAAGAUUCUUCAGAAGAUACAACAAGUUCUAUUUUGCAAGAUAUAGAAAUUAAAGAAGAAGAAAUAGAAGAGACAGCAAUUGUAGAAGAUUCUACUCGAUUAGUAUCUCCAGAGGAAAUUGGAACUUCAAAACAGGAAAGUGCAGAAUCCAAAUUUGAACCUGAUGUUGCUGAUAUUAAAAAAGAAGAAACCACAUUUCAGGAACCAAAAGUAGAGGAAGAAUCUAAAAUUCAAUUAGAAACUUCUUUUAUGUUAGACGUCAAAAAAGAAGAAAUUCAAGUAAAGGAAGAAAAAGAAGAUAAAAAAAAUGAAGAUAGUGAACAUGUAAAAAAAGAAUCAGAAGCUGUCACAAGUAUUGGAGAAGAUACCGUUGAAUUAGAUGAGGAAGAAUCAUCACUAAGUAAAUUAAGUGGAGGACGUGCCAUGAAAACUUAUUCUAAAAAACAGAAUGUCUCUAUUGACAGUGAACCUGAAAAUGAAGGGACAGGUGAAGGUGCAGACUAUAGAGCAUGGAAAAAAGCAGUCAUGCUAGUUUAUAACCGACUUGCUACACAUAAAUAUGCAUCUGUAUUUUUAAGACCUAUCACAGAAGACCAAGCACCUGGAUAUCAUUCAGUUAUCUUUCGACCAAUGGAUUUAUCAACUAUUAAAAAAAACAUUGACAAUGGAACUAUAAGAUCUACAAUGCAUUUUCAACGUGAUGUAAUGUUAAUGUUUCAAAAUGCUAUAAUGUAUAAUAAACAUGAUACAUUUAUUUAUAAAAUGGCAGUUUCAAUGCAAGAAGAAUGUUUACAACAUAUGCAGAUACUAGUGCAAGUUACAGAAGAGGGAACACUUAGAAGAGAAACAAGAACUGCAGCAAGUAGUAGUAGUGAGGCUAGUGAAACUAAUAUUAAAAGGAAACGAAGUCAUAUCACACCAAGUCCACAUGAUACUGACAGCCCACGUUCAAAAAAACGUAGAAAAUCAGAGAAUGAUUAAGAUUUGGCUUGUUUAUACAUAUACAUACAAUGUGAUAUAUAUUAAAAUUCAUAUAAAAACUUAAUUAGAAAAGUAAAAGAAAGGAUAAAUCUAUCCUGUUGGUAUUAAAGAACAUUAUUGAACAUAACAGAUGUUUAAAAUGUAUUUAAAAAAAUACAGUGAUUUUACAUUCUA
Molecule: messenger RNA, 3477 nt
Organism: Megachile rotundata (alfalfa leafcutting bee)
Lineage: Eukaryota; Metazoa; Arthropoda; Insecta; Hymenoptera; Megachilidae
Gene: Brd8
Product: Bromodomain containing 8
Cellular component (GO): NuA4 histone acetyltransferase complex
Molecular function (GO): protein binding
Source: RefSeq, a predicted model, not a curated record